AAUGUUAUUCGGGUGCAGAGGAAUUUGUUGCGGUGUAUUUUAUUUUUGCAAUCAAAACAAUGAUUUAGUAGGAAUUUCUCACGUGAUUACUGCGAUUCGGCUGUAGGAUAUUAUAAAAUGUGGAUUCCUUCGAAAUCUCCGAAACUAGCUGUCGCCGUAUAUAACUGGAAGGGAGAUGUCCGAUCAGGAUUACCACUGGAAAUUGGAGAGACAACCCAGAUAUUAGAAGAAAAUGGAGGUUGGUUUCGCGGCUUCAGUACAAAGAACAGAUCUGCAUGGGGCAUAUUCCCCGCGUGUGUCGUCUCCAUUCGACCAUGCACUGUCAAAGGAAGUGGCGCUGCUGCCAUCGCCGAAAUAAAAGACGAUCCUUUAGUAAGGGAGAUAGCGUGCGUUUUGAGAGAAUGGGCCCGGUUGUGGAAGAAACUUUAUGUGGAGCGGGAGACCUACAGAUUCAGUGCAGUCGCGAAGGUUAUGCGCGAACUUCUGGCUGGUAGACGAGCUCUUCUUGCGGGCACCUUGACACAGGACCAGACCAGAGCUCUGCGCCUGAAACUGGUUGCCAAACUAGACUGGGGAAAUCGAAAGCUCGGCCUAGAACUGGUGCCACGGCGCGGCGCCGAAGCCGUUGACCCGGAGGACACGAGCCUUGUCGACUUGUAUAGGGUGCACGCGGAGAGCGCCGAACGAGCCGCAGCAUGGCGUGGGACUUUGCGCCGAGCAUGUGGCUCGGGCAGCAGUUUCAACUCAGGAACUCUGACAAACAGUUCCAAUAUUACUACACCACCGGUCCAGUCCCACUACCUCAUGUGCAGUAUGCGGGACUUUGGUCAUACCGCUGGUGGGGACGAAGCAGAACUGUUGUUAUGGCUCCACGAUGCGAGGCGAGCGCAACCUUUGUCCGAGAGGUUCAGAGUGCGGAUAGCGAGAGAUGGGUUUUCGAACUACGUGGAUAGAUUGCACGCUAAUAGCACUCUUUUUGCGGACUUAUCAAGUACGGAUCUCUCUCGCGAGCUAUGGCUAGUCGCGUGGGUUAUAAGAGUGGGGAGGUGGGCGGGUGCAGGUGGAAGUGGGACGGGGGAGAGGCGAGGGCCCGUUGCGAGGAGGCCCCUUGGCGCCGGUGUAUUACCACUUGCUGACUUCCUAAGACAACCCGAGCCUCAAACUAUUGAAAAGGAGUAUACAUUCAAGGUGUAUCAAUGUGAAGAAAAGGAUUUCCAUCAGUUGCAUGAUAUGUUGAUACGGAAACAAACAAACAAGUGCAAUAUUUUACCUGGACAACCGAAUUAUGGUAUAGUCGUAGCGCUCAGACUUCUAACUAACACUGGCAGCAUCUCAGAAGCAGUUGCAUCUGGGGCGACGGUGACAGCAAAACGGGGUUUCCCCGACGUCAUAAUGCCGGGCGAUGUGCGCAAUGACCUCUACCUUACUUUAGAAAGAGCUGAGUUCGAGAGGGGUGGUAAAAGUACGGCAAAGAAUGUGUUGGCGACUGUAAGUGUGCACGACAGCACUGGACAAGUUAUUAAUGAAUGUGUUUGGGGAGCCAGCGGUAUUGGAUCGACGUCAUACGAGUCGCUAGUGCUUUACCACAACAACAGUCCCGCCUGGGGUGAACAACUGCGACUCACCGUGCCGUUGGAAACAUUUACGCACGCUCACGUCCGUAUAGAAUUCCGACAUUGCUCCACUCGAGACAAGAACGAGAGAAAGCUUUUUGGUUUUGCGUUCGCAAGGCUCAUGGAACCAAGUGGCGCGACUUUGAGGGACGGUGCACACGAUUUAUACGUUUACAAAUGCGAUGAUCCAUCUAAAUUAUUAUCAGCUAGUUAUUUAGCUCUACCUGCAUGUGCCAGCGAUACGGGUCGGUCUCCCACGACAAAUGGCAUACUGGCGACAUUCCAAAGAAGCACCAAAGAAAAUUGUAUUAUUAGUACUUUGCUAUGUUCCACUAAGCUUACUCAAAACGAGGACCUAUUAGCACUAUUGCAAUGGCGUGCUCGCCCAGAGAAAGUGCAAGAAACAUUAUUACGAGUAUUGAGGCUAGGAGACGGGCUGAGUUGCGAAGAACUUAUCAAGUUUCUACGCGACGUGUUGGAUGCCCUAUUCGCUUUGUUUUCUACUGAAGAUGGAAACAGUACUCCACAUUCCGGAACGGUGUUUCUGGUCUUAGUGUCAAUAUGCAGUUUGUUGGACGAAACACGGUUUCAGCACUUUCGACCAGUUUUAGACGUUUAUAUUGAAGAACAUUUCUCAGCUGCUCUGGUAUAUAAGGGCUUGCUAUCCUCAGUGCAACAUUGCGCAGAAUGGGCAGCGGGUGCGGAAGGUCAAGAGCCAAUUCGGAAGUGCCUGCGCUCUUUGGGCGCAGUAUUCCGCCUAGCAGUCCGUUCUCGAUGCUUGUUUGCCCGAGCCACUGGUGGCCAGUAUGAAGAUAGCUUUCGGAGAGAUGUCAGAGCAGCUCUGCAUGCCUUGAAAGCGUUAGCUCAACAUCCCCAUAGAGAACAUCUCGCUCCUGCCCAAGUGGCCCUAAUGACCUCAUGGGCCAGCGUAGCCAAGGAAGUGGCUGCAGCGCUGGGACCCGUUGAAGCUGGUCGUAUAACUGCGGCUAUGUUAGAUGCACCUGCAGCCAAUGCCCCUCCGGCACUGGCCAAGGCAAGACUGCAAGCUGCCCAGGAUAUACUGGACGGACCUCUUGGUCAAGACCCUGAAGCGCGAAACAUCGUCCUGACAACAGCGUGCCACCAUUUGCGAGUGCACCUCGCACGUAGAGACGAACUGUCCCAAUGCGCAGACAUGCUCGGCGAAUUAGUGACAUUACUGUGGAAGAAGGAAGAUCCUGACCAGCCAGUGGAUGACGAUGAACUGGAUCCGGACGUCGAUGUUUUGUGUUUGAACACGUUAGAUGUGUUGGUUGAGGUUGUUUUACAUCUGAUCGGAGGGAAUUCGCCUGUGCUGGGUUCAAUGGUAGCUGGUCUUCUUGGAGUAAUGGAACUCUUAAAGCCCGCACACUACCAGCGUCUCUGGAGUCACCUGGCGCCGCAUCCACACGAUCGGAAGCCCUUGAAAGACUUCCUGAUGCGAGCUUUCCUUGUUUUCAGACAUUUGAUAGAACAAGAUGUAUUUCCUUCAGAUUGGAUGGUAUUAAGAGUUCAGAGUUGCAAAGUACUAUUGUCGGCAUUACAAGACUUAGCGAAGCCGUUAUUGGAAAGGUUCCUAGGUGAUGAACCACCGCAGUUCGAUUCUCAGUUAUGGUCGGGCUACUUGGAGUUAGGUGUGGCCUUAGUGACAGCGAGUGCGCUUCAAGCCGAGAGAUGGGCGCGUGGGCCUGAAAGGGCUAGUAUGCGGGCUGCUGCCGCUUUGCAUCUACUUGCUGUAUGGACUAGACUAGGUGCAUUAUCAGGAGCGGCACAACUCCAACUAAUAGGACCGGCAGUAGGGGCCCUUCUCGAAGUUACUCUCGUGCCUGAACUCCGUAGAGCAGCUUUAGGUGCUUUAGUAGCGCUGAUGGCAGCUGAAAGGGCCGCUACUGGUUCAGCUAGACGAACUGAAGCCGCAUUGGUUGACAAGUUGGACUCGUUAGUCGCCGAUAAUAAGGCAGAUGAUCAUUACCGAAGACUCUUCGACACUGUUCUAAUGGAACGUGUAUCGACUGAGGGUUGGCGGGAAGCCGGCGCGGCGUUUGUUGGAUGUGUAACUAGAUUGUUAGAGCGACUCUUGGACUAUCGCGCCGUAAUGCAGGGCGCUGAACAUAGGGACAAACGCAUGGCUGCCACUGUCAACCUACUGAAUUUCUACAAAAACGAGAUCGAUCGCAAAGAGAUGUAUUUGCGUUACGUUUACAAAUUGCACGAUCUUCACAUAGCUUCCGAUAACUGGGUAGAAGCUGGGUGUACCCUUUUGCUGUACGCGGAAUCGUUAAGUUGGGAUAGUGAUCAAGUCGGCGUGGAUCCAGAACAUCCCGAGGCUGUGGAGUGGAAGCGUAAAGAGGCUCUCUACAACCAAGUGCUCCAAUAUUUUGAUCGUGGAAAGUGCUGGGAAAAAGGAUUACCCCUGCUUCGUGAAUUAGCAACUUUGUACGAAGUGAAACUUUGCGAUUACGCACGCUUGGCGCAUUGCCUACGGAUGCACGCCACUUUCCUCGAUUCUGUGUUGCAGCAAUUGAGACUCGAACCGGAGUACUUUAGAGUGGGAUUCUACGGAAAAGGUUGCCCUUUGUUUGUAAGGAACAAGCUGUUCGUGUACCGCGGUCAGGAUUACGAGCGUAUAGGCGCGUUCACUCAGCGCUUGCAAUCGGAGUACGUUUCAGCGCACAUCCUAAUGCGGAAUACGCCCCCUGAUGACUCCAUCAUCGCUGCGGAUGGCCAGUAUAUCCAAAUUUGCAACGUGAAACCGGUGACGUCGCGCCGCAACUGGCCUUCAGGCGCACCUGAGCAAGUUAAACGCUUCUACGCUUGCAACGACGUUGAUACAUUCCUCUGCGACCGCCCUUUGCACAAACCGCCCAUCGACAAAGAAAACGAGUUUAAGAGUCUAUGGAUAGAACGAACAACCUUAGUGACGGAGAAUACGCUACCAGGCAUAUUGAGAUGGUCAGAAGUCAUAUCCAGAUCUAUGGAAGAAAUACCUCCAGUUGAAUUCGCCUGCGAGACCAUGGAAGCAACAGAACGUGAACUCCGCAGUCUCAUAUCCCAAUACACCGCGGACCCUACACAAAACAUAAACCCCUUCUCGAUGCGACUUCAAGGCACGAUAGACGCAAACGUACAAGGCGGUAUAACGAAAUACGAACAAGCGUUCUUGACUGCUGACUUCAGUAGAAACGCUACCCCUAGGGAAGCGGCUGCUGCGGCCAAAUUGAGGAGGCUGGUGGCUUCUCAACUAGCUGUUGUGGAAGCGGGACUUACUUUGCACGGUCGGUUAGCACCGGAGGAAGUUAAACCGUUGCAUAGGCGACUAGUAGAACGUUUCACCCAGCUAAGGCAGAAUCUCGGACCUGGCUUGGCGCGUGCUCGACGUCAGCUAUCUGAAAGUAUCGUCAAUACACCAUUGCCUCCAGUCCCAGCGUUGGACAAACGGUCGCUGAGUGUGCAACAAAGUGACGGAUAUUAUGAAGAAGGGCAUCUUUACAACAAGCCGAUUUAUUCCUUAGAAGACAAUUUGGAUCAGCAAAGCAUAAUGUCAAGCAGUCUACCCGUGACCGAUAAUAGAGAUUGUCCCGACGACAAUUCCAUGAUCAAGUCGGCACCGCCGUUGCCUUGUCGUCCCAAGUCUGGGGAUCCGAGAAGUCCAACUCGACCACCUUUGGAAAAGUACCGAGACGUGGUGGAUGAAGAAGUUGAGACCCGGCGCCACAGUCGUGCUUCAUGGAGUGAACCAGGGGACGCCCCGCCGUUGCCUCCACGUGUCUCUGGCGAUAAACGUUCGUGGGGCGAAGCGCCCGCAGUACCGAGACGCGCCGGUCGGGGGGCCUGUGAAGAACGUGAUUCGGGGGUCAGUGUGGAUGCACAUCACUACACCAACGCGGACGACCAUAGACACAACCACGAUUUGGAGCUGGUAGAAUCGCUGCGCUACGAGGAGAUAAUCUCAAUGAUGUCGGAGCCCUUACGCGUGGAUGAAGAGGAAAUGCCACCGCCCAUCCCACCGAAGGGGCUCGGACACCUCAGCAGCUUCGACUCCGGCCAUCAUGAGAACGGCGAGUCACAUUGCUAGCAAUUACCCACGCGCGUUUACUUUCGUGACGAAUGGGUCAGAUGCACUCUGACGCAAUAUUUUGUAUUGGACUUUUAAUAAGAACACUAAUGCCCGUUUUCACUAACGACAAACAAUGCAAUGCCUAAGUAUGUAACGCCUUAUCGAAGAAGAUUCCUAGACAUACAUUUACCUUCCAUCAACUGAUUUUCACAAAGUGGGGUAUUCUGUGUUUGUAUUAUCAUAGUUUUCAUUUACGAAGUUAUAUUUAUUUUAUAUAAAGAAUCGGUUUUGUGACUUUAGAUGGCGCCUUACGUUGCUUGUCAUCGAAAAUGUAAGAGUUGGUAAAACGUUCACUAUGCAUCACCCAAAUCAUUAGACAUCCGAUUUAAGCGUUUCCUAAGUUUAGUGAAAACGAGCAUAAGUAUUAUUUUAUACAGAAUUUAGCCUAUCGCUGCAAAAUAGUCCACUAAGAACAAUUAUCAACAUGAAAACAGCAUAAUCGCGUUUAUUAUGACCAACGGAUUUUUAGUUGAUAAUUACGACAAUUCGAAAGGUUCAUCAAUACAAUCGUGUAUAUACUGUUUUAUUAUUAAUAUUUCGAGUAGUUUCUACUCUGCUCGAAUUAUUACGCGAAUAUUUGGCUAAAUUGACCAAUUUUAGUAUUCAUACUCCAAUAUUGUUACCAGAAGUUUUAAAAGACUUAUUACUAUAUACUUAUGACUAUCAGUUCAGAAUGUUGUGCCUAACGGGUGCAGGGACUGUUCCUUACGGGUCGGUAUUUUAUAAACUGUGUCGAUAUAUUAUGA
Pararge aegeria (speckled wood butterfly) is the source of this 6494-nucleotide messenger RNA. It is a transcript of the gene spg, whose product is annotated as dedicator of cytokinesis protein 3. Bases 118 to 5706 code for a protein of 1862 amino acids. The record is from RefSeq and is a predicted model, not a curated record. Gene Ontology annotation, cellular component: cytoplasm; plasma membrane. Lineage: Eukaryota; Metazoa; Arthropoda; Insecta; Lepidoptera; Nymphalidae. Gene Ontology annotation, biological process: small GTPase-mediated signal transduction. Gene Ontology annotation, molecular function: small GTPase binding; guanyl-nucleotide exchange factor activity. The transcript has 35 exons.